AUGGGUUACUCACCUAAAACUCCAAAAGCUUCCCCCUUCCAUCCUGCUUUUACCGUCACCAACAUCAAGAGCGUAAUUCCAAUUGUCCUCCAGAUGGACCGUGCUCAGUACAUCUCUUGGGUUGAGCUCUUUACAAUCAACGCACGAUCCCAUCAAGUGUUGGAACACAUUCUACCUUCCCCUGACAAAACUGACAAUUCCUCUUCUCUUUCAAACACUGACCCUGAACUUUGGACUCGCCUCGACGCUCUUGUCCUUCAAUGGAUAUACAACACCAUCUCCAAUGACCUCCUCAAUACCAUUCUCAAACCAAAAUCCACCGCCGAGGCCGCGUGGGGGCGAUUGAAAGAUGUCUUCUAG
Messenger RNA from Chenopodium quinoa (quinoa), 360 nucleotides. RefSeq lists its product as uncharacterized. The coding region runs from base 1 to 360 and encodes 119 amino acids. The transcript has a single exon. NCBI's taxonomy places the organism in Eukaryota, Viridiplantae, Streptophyta, Magnoliopsida, Caryophyllales, Amaranthaceae. The record is from RefSeq and is a predicted model, not a curated record.